GUGAAUAGUAACUAAAAUGGAUAAGCUAUUGUGGACAAGAUUAGUGACUUUUUUUCUUAUUUUAUUUUUUAACAGAGUUAUAUCUAUUGCAGCAAAUGCCAAUGCAAAAUAUCCGGCAGCGUUUGCAUUUGGGGACUCAAUUCUUGAUACUGGAAAUAAUAACAAUCUUUUAACAAUGUCUAAGUGCAAUUUACCUCCCUAUGGAAAAGAUUUUUAUGGAGGUGUGGCUACGGGAAGAUUCGGAAAUGGCAGAGUUCUAUCUGAUCUGAUAACGGCGGCUAUGGGAGUAAAAGACACUUUGCCAGCAUAUCUGAAUGUAAACUUACAAGCUCAAGACCUUCCUACUGGAGUAUGUUUUGCAUCAGGUGGUUCUGGCCUUGAUGAUAUGACCGCAAACGUUCAAAAUGUUAUAACAAUGGGCGCUCAACUGAAAAAUUUUCAAGACUAUAUAGGAAAGCUGAGAGCAGCUGUUGGAGCAGAUAAUGCAUCUAGUAUCAUAUCCAACGCUUUGUAUGUGAUAUCAGGAGGAAACAAUGACGUGGCAAUCACUUAUACUUUUACAUACAAACAUUUCAUUUCUUCCUCGGCAAGUCAAAGUUUUCUUAAGAGUUUAUAUCAAUUAGGAGCACGACAUGUGUGGGUUCUAAGUACACUACCAUUGGGAUGCUUACCGGCAGCUAGAACAACGGGAGGACCAUUAAGAUUAUGUGUAGAUUACGAGAAUAUGUUUGCGCAACAAUUCAAUGGCAUGUUAGCUAGUGGGGUUUCUAGUCUUAAAGCCACCCUUCCCGAUUAUGAUGUUAAAUUUGUUGAUGUCUAUUCUCCUAUGCUUCGACUCGUAAUGAAUCCUUCCGCUUCAGGAUUCGAAAACGCUUCGAACGGGUGUUGUGGAACAGGGACGAUGGAAAUGGGACCAAUGUGUAAUAUGUUCACUUUUCAAUGUCCAAAUACAUCAUCCUACUUUUUCUGGGAUGCUGCUCAUCCUUCAGAGAGGGCUUAUAAGCUUACUCUUGCUUUGAUUCUACAAAAUCUAAAUUACGAUCUUACCAGUUAUAGUAUUUCCAAGGCUCUUGGUCCUUUGAAUGUAACAAGUCUUAAUUUAAUUUAAUUGAUAAUUUUCAUUUGUAUGAAAAUUUUUACUAUGUAUUUAUCCAAAGAAAGUAAAUAAAAUGGACU
Molecule: messenger RNA, 1176 nt
Organism: Cicer arietinum (chickpea)
Lineage: Eukaryota; Viridiplantae; Streptophyta; Magnoliopsida; Fabales; Fabaceae
Source: RefSeq, a predicted model, not a curated record